AUGACGGCUUCAGAGACCACACUUUCAAGAUUCGCAUCGUUCAGCGCAAGGGCAGUUGGAGCGGAGACUAUCAGGAUGUAUUUAUCGGCAGUGCGUCACUUUCACAUCCAGGAAGAGUACGUCGACCCGCUCCAAACGACACCUCGUUUGCAGUUCGUUCUCCGCAGCAUACGGAGAUCACAAAAGACUUCCCACAAUAGACCACUUCGACGCCCGAUCACGUUGCCAGUUCUUAGGAGUUUGAAGACGUCCCUGCACCUAUGGCCUCAGCUGUGCCGCAGAGAUAAGUUAAUGUAUUGGGAAGCAUUCACAACAGCUUUCUUCGGUUUCAUGCGGGUCUCACAAUUUACAGCAGCAAGCGACACGUCCUUCAACGAGCAGACAUUACGAGGAAAAAAAGUUCAGUUUAAGGAGGACAUGGUAGUGCUCCACUUACGAAUGUCCAAGUCAGACCCUUUUCAUCACGACUGCAAUGUAGUACUGGCUCCCACAGGGGGUCCCGUGUGCCCUGUACAUGCUCUCAAACAGUAUUUGGCAGUCCGGUGGAUGGACGUUGGCUUACUGCUCUUCUGCUUCCAGUCAGAAGCAUUUCUGUCGAGAGACAGACUUUCUUUUCAACUGCGAUCUUUACUGGAUAACGUGGGUAUAGAAUCGAGCUCAUACACCUCGCACAGUUUUCGAAUUGGAGCAGCUUCUAGUGCAGCGGCACCUGGAUUACCAGAGCAUUUGAUCCAAAGGAUGGGCCGUUGGACCUCUGAGUGCUUCAAGACGUAUGUGAGAUCGAAUAUUCAAGUGUUGCAGUCUGCGGUGUGUCGCAUGAGUGAGCGAAAAUAG
This is a messenger RNA of Corticium candelabrum, 834 nucleotides long. RefSeq lists its product as uncharacterized. NCBI's taxonomy places the organism in Eukaryota, Metazoa, Porifera, Homoscleromorpha, Homosclerophorida, Plakinidae. Gene Ontology annotation, molecular function: DNA binding. The record is from RefSeq and is a predicted model, not a curated record. The transcript has a single exon. Gene Ontology annotation, biological process: DNA integration; DNA recombination. Bases 1 to 834 code for a protein of 277 amino acids.